AGAACGAAGAAAAAAACGACUGCUCGAGUGUUGACUUGCACGUUACGCUGCGUACUCCGAUUUUCACGCUAUAUUCCUUUGCUCUCGGCGUCUGUGCAGACUCGCGCGCCCACAUCUGAAGCAGCAAGUUUUUUUUUCGUAGUGUCACCGUCGCAUCUCUGCAGUGAGAAGGGAAACGAAAGAAGUAGGACAAGGAAACUAACAAUCGCAGCGAAACGCUCAUAAACACAUACACCGAAGGAAAGCAAAGAUGAACUCCUCUCCGCUUAACUCCCCCAUCAGCAACCAGGGCGGCGGUGGAGGCGGCGUCCGCGACAUCGGCACGGUGACCUCCGGCAUGGCCAUCAUGAACUUUGACCAGAAAACAAAACCUUACACCCGCGCUGAUCUCAUCGCGUUUCUCUCGAACUAUCAGAAGAACCUCAACGAGGAGGAGCUGCGCCUGGUGGAAAAGGGGAUGAUAGGCACCUUUGUGGGCAUGCCCGCCUUUUUCGCGGCAGGGUACGUCUUAAGUGGCCGGCUAGGCUGGCACCGCGUGGUGCGGGCGAUGGCGCCGCUGAAUCAAGGAGGCAAGCCGAGCUGGUUUGUGCAGCACCUCCCAAAGCUCGGUCGUACCGUCUUCGGGCUCGCCGCGGCAACGAUUCCGUACAUGCUGGUACAACAGUGGUUUGUCUCUCGCGUGCUGGAGAUGGAUGAGCACAGCAGCAACUUAUCGUUUCACGUGCGACGCUUGAUGCUGUCGCAGCGCUCGGGAAUGAUGUUCAAGCGAACAGCCACGCGUGAAGUCACGCGCGAGGAGCAGCAGCGUCUGAUGCGUGAGGCAGAGGCCCACGUGAACGAGAACCGCAGUGGUCAGCGCGUGAGCCAAGGCCUCGGGUCUGGACCGGUUGACGUGAACCUUCAGCUUGGGCAGCAAGUCUUGACGCCUGUGGCGCAAACAGGUUACAAGCCGAUGCCCCCUCAGUAA
Leptomonas pyrrhocoris is the source of this 967-nucleotide messenger RNA. RefSeq lists its product as hypothetical. Bases 251 to 967 code for a protein of 238 amino acids. The record is from RefSeq and is a predicted model, not a curated record. NCBI's taxonomy places the organism in Eukaryota, Euglenozoa, Kinetoplastea, Trypanosomatida, Trypanosomatidae. The transcript has a single exon.